Messenger RNA from Zophobas morio, 1673 nucleotides. RefSeq names its product retinoblastoma-binding protein 5 homolog (gene Rbbp5). Bases 138 to 1574 code for a protein of 478 amino acids. The transcript is spliced from 8 exons. The record is from RefSeq and is a predicted model, not a curated record. Gene Ontology annotation, cellular component: Set1C/COMPASS complex. Gene Ontology annotation, molecular function: protein binding. NCBI's taxonomy places the organism in Eukaryota, Metazoa, Arthropoda, Insecta, Coleoptera, Tenebrionidae.
UGACAGAUGACAGUUGAUGUCGGCAUCAACGCACAACAAACAAUAUAUUUCUUCAUGAUUUACCAAAAACUAUUUCUUUACUAUAAUUAAUUUAGUAAAAGGGCCGUGUAAAUUACACUUGUUGUCAAUAAACAAAAAUGAAUUUAGAAUUACUAGAGUCUUUUGGACAAAACUACCCAGAAGAAUUUGAUGGUACUUUGGAUUCGCUAUCAAUUGCUGUAACAUGUGCUUUCAACAAACGGGGAACACUAUUGGCAGUAGGUUGUAAUGAUGGCCGCAUUGUAAUUUGGGAUUUCCUUACAAGAGGUAUCGCUAAAGUGAUAUCAGCUCAUGUACACCCUGUUUGCAGUAUUAGUUGGUCAAGAUCUGGUUAUAAAAUAGCGUCAGCGUCAACUGAUAAUACAGUCUGUAUUUGGGAUAUAUUAUCAGGAGAGUGUGAACAAAAAUAUAGGUUCCCAUGUCCCGUUUUAAAAGUACAAUUUGAACCUAGAAGCAUGGAACGCUUGCUAGUGUGUCCAAUGAGACAUGCAGCAGUAUUGGUUGAUACAACUGGUGGCCACAAAGUUCUACCAAUAGAUGAAGAUGGUGAUCUGAAUAUUUCUGCUUCAUUUGAUCGACGUGGAGACUAUGUUUACACAGGAAAUGCAAAAGGAAAAGUACUGGUAUUAGAUUCACAUACAUUAGAAAUUAAAGCUAGUUUUAGAAUUAUUUUGGGCACUUCAAGUGCAACUGCUGUAAAAAGCAUAGAAUUCGCUAGGAGAGGAGAUUGGUUUUUAAUAAAUACAGCUGACAGAGUGAUCAGAGUUUACGACAGUAAGGAAGUUUUAGCCUGUGGUAAAGAUGGUGAACCAGAACCUAUACAAAAGCUACAGGAUUUAGUCAACAAAACAAUGUGGAAAAAGUGUUGUUUCUCUGGGGAUGGUGAAUAUAUAUGUGCUGGCUCAGCAAGACAGCACGCGUUGUACAUAUGGGAAAAAUCCAUUGGAAAUUUGGUGAAAAUUCUUCAUGGGACAAAAGGCGAGUUGCUUUUAGAUGUAGCGUGGCAUCCAGUUCGUCCCAUCAUUGCCAGUAUUUCAUCAGGUGUUGUGAGUGUAUGGGCCCAAAACCAAGUUGAAAAUUGGUCUGCAUUUGCUCCAGAUUUUAAAGAAUUGGAUGAAAACGUGGAAUAUGACGAAAGGGAAAGUGAAUUUGAUUUAACAGAUGAAGACAAAUCAGUUGCCAGUGGUGCAGAUGAUAAAGAAGACACAGAUAUGGAAGUAGAUGUAUGUUCAAUUGAACCAGUAGCUGCUUUCUGCAGUUCAGAUGAAGAAAAUGAAAAUACUGGUUGUUUACAAUUUUUACCAAUAGCCCCAGAAAUAGAGGAUCCUGAAGAUGCCUGGACGCCAGCUGACACUAAUCUGCCUACAUCUGGACAAGGAACUGGGCCUCCUCCUGCUAAAAAGAAAAAGUACAAAUCGUAUGAUGUGGCUCUUGAAAACACGAGUGACGCAGAAGUACACCCAUUACUCAGCAGCAGAACAAAAGAUAAACAAGUAUUGGGCGGGAAGAAGGCGGCGGGACGGCCUAGAAAAUAGAUUUAUGAAAAAUUUUCCUAAUUUAUCGUGUUUAUUUAGAAUCGAUUCUUUUUACUACGUUGUCUGAAAAGAAAAAUAUAUCUUCAACAAAGUUUUUAA